UUAUAUUCACAAUAAUACUGUAAUAAUAAUACAAAUAAUUCAAACAACAAAUACAUUACAUUUCAUAUAUUAAAAUCAAAUGUCCAUUCAUUCAAUCAAUCAGUCAGUCAGACAUACAUUAAGAUUAUUGUUUGACUGAAUUGUCGGUUCAUUUAAACUAAACUUUUUUUUUUUUGACCGGUAAUUGAUUUUUGUUUAUCGGAUAGUGUCGGCGGUAAUCAUAUAUCCACUACCGAUCGGGUCAAUCAAUCAAUCAAUCAAUCGCGUGGUGUGAAGACAAACACACAUUGAUUUUGUGCAAACAAUUUAUUUGAUCGCAAAAAAACUAAAUUAAAUUAAUUUUUUUUAUAUAAUUUUAUUUUUAAAUUUUAUUUAUUGUGUGUUUAAAUAAAUAAUAAUAAUCUUUGUUUUGUGUGGUCGUUGUCGUCGUCAACGAUAACACCAAAAAUAAUUGUUAUUUUUUGACAAAAGAAAUCGGAAGAAGAAGUAGAAGAAGAAGAAAAACUGUUGGCCGCUUCUGGAUGUGUUAGCCGCAGCCGCCGCUAUGGACUCGACUAAUAACAAACAACUUUCGGCGACCAGACAACAGAAUUUCAAGAAUAAGGGCAAAGAUGCCGACGAAAUGCGAAGACGUCGUAAUGAAAUGUCUAUAGAGUUACGCAAAAACAAAAGAGACGAAACAUUGCAGAAGAGGAGAAACGUACCCAAUGUUGACGAUAGUCUACCCGAACCAGAAUCGACACAAGACUUUACAAGUUUGCAGGCAAUUGUGACAUCUGCUGCCAGUGAUAAUAUCGAUGAAAAGCUGAAUGCCGUCAAAGCCGCCCGAAAACUAUUGUCAAGUGAUAAAAACCCGCCGAUCGACGAACUGAUCCGAUCGGGUAUAUUACCGAUUUUGGUCGACUGUCUCAAACAGCAAACAUCGCCAGCUCUACAGUUUGAGGCUGCCUGGGCUCUCACUAACAUAGCGUCGGGAACGGCACAGCAAACACGGGCCGUUGUCGAAGCCAACGCGGUUCCCAUAUUUCUCGAACUACUUCAUUCGCCCAACGAAAAUGUCUGCGAGCAGGCCGUCUGGGCGUUGGGCAACAUCAUCGGCGACGGACCCCAACUUCGAGAUUAUGUAAUCAAAUUAGGUGUUGUCGAUCCGCUUCUUGAGCUAAUCAAACCGGAUAUGUCGCUGUCAUUCCUGCGUAACGUGACGUGGGUUAUAGUAAACCUUUGCCGUAACAAAGAUCCGCCGCCAACAGUCGACACCAUUCAGCGAUUGUUACCAGCGUUAGCCUAUCUGAUAAAUCAUACCGACGUUGCCAUACUAGUGGACACAGUCUGGGCUGUAUCCUAUCUGACCGAUGGUGGCAACGAUCAAAUUCAGUUAGUAAUCGAUAGCGGUAUUGUAGCCAAUUUAGUACCGCUUCUCAAUCAUCGAGAAGUUAAAGUACAAACAGCCGCCUUGAGAGCUGUAGGCAAUAUAGUUACCGGAACUGAUGAACAGACACAAAUGGUACUCAAUUGUAACGCAUUGUCUUACUUCCACAAUCUAUUGACUCACCAGAAAGAAAAGAUCAACAAAGAAGCAGUUUGGUUUCUAUCAAAUAUUACGGCCGGCAAUCAACAGCAGGUCCAGGCAGUGAUCGACGCCGGACUUAUACCAUUGAUUGUACAUCAUUUGGCCAAAAGUGAGUUCCUUACCCAGCGUGAGGCUGCCUGGGCGGUAAGCAAUCUGACCAUUUCGGGAAGCAAAGCACAGAUCUCUUAUCUGGUCGACCAGGGUGUUAUCGAACCGUUGUGCGUACUGCUAACAGUCAAAGAUGCACAGGUAGUUCAAGUGGUUUUGGACGCACUGAUGAAUGUCUUGAAGAUGGCCGGCACUCAGUACGCGUCGAUUGCUACCGAAAUCGAAAAGUGCGGUGGACUCGACCGAAUCGAACCGCUACAGAAUCACGAAAACGAAGACAUCUACAAACUAGCGUACGAAAUCAUUGACCAAUUCUUCUCCGAUGACAAUGAAGAGGAUCCCAUUGUGUUGCCCAAAGGCAACAACGAAAAUACCUUUGAGUUUGAUCCCAACUCUCAAAUACCGGAGUCAGGCUUUCGAUUUUAGUUUUAUUUUUUUAUUAAUUAAUUAAUUAAUUAUUAUUAUAAUUGAAUGACUUUUACACAAAAUCUAUGUAUAUUU
Oppia nitens is the source of this 2179-nucleotide messenger RNA. Its product is annotated as importin subunit alpha-3-like. Gene Ontology annotation, biological process: NLS-bearing protein import into nucleus. The transcript has 3 exons. Gene Ontology annotation, cellular component: nucleoplasm; nucleus; cytoplasm. The coding region runs from base 545 to 2104 and encodes 519 amino acids. The record is from RefSeq and is a predicted model, not a curated record. Gene Ontology annotation, molecular function: nuclear import signal receptor activity; protein binding. NCBI's taxonomy places the organism in Eukaryota, Metazoa, Arthropoda, Arachnida, Sarcoptiformes, Oppiidae.